Messenger RNA from Pseudophryne corroboree (corroboree frog), 8328 nucleotides. It is a transcript of the gene GCN1, whose product is annotated as GCN1 activator of EIF2AK4. The record is from RefSeq and is a predicted model, not a curated record. Gene Ontology annotation, molecular function: protein kinase regulator activity. Lineage: Eukaryota; Metazoa; Chordata; Amphibia; Anura; Myobatrachidae. The coding region runs from base 181 to 8175 and encodes 2664 amino acids. Gene Ontology annotation, biological process: regulation of translation; cellular response to amino acid starvation. The transcript is spliced from 58 exons. Gene Ontology annotation, cellular component: cytosol.
GGGGUGUGUGCUCAGCGUAGCUUAUAGUCACACAGCUGCCGGCAUAGUUUGGGCUGUGACUCGGGCUCCCACACUUGCUGAGACUGCCUGUUAACAGUGUGUCUGUGGGAUCUGCCAGUCCCAGUGGAUGGUUGCACAGUCUGUGCCUAUUACCAGUAGCUACACACAGAGCAGACCUCCAUGGUGCAGGACACACUUAGGAAAUUUGCAACAAAAGUAACCACAGCCAGUGUGAAGGAACGCAGAGAAAUCCUUAAUGAACUGAAAUUAUGUAUUUCUGAAAAAGAUCUGCCAGAGGUUGCUGUGAAAGGACUCUGCAAGCUAAUCUGCCUAACUUUACAUCGAUAUCGAGAUGCAGCAUCCCGUCAAGCUCUGCAGUCAGUUGUCCAACAGUUGCUGGAGUCCCAGCCAGAUGCAACUGCUAAGAAUCUUCUGCAGUCGCUCCAGACAUCUGGGGUGGGAAACCGGAACGUAGAGCCCAGCAAGAGCAGUGGCUCUGCAGCAUCAUUAGCCUUGUCAUGGACUUGUGUCGUUGUCAGGGUCGUGUUUUCCACCCCAGAGAAACAGCAAGGGGAGACUUGGAAAAAACUGGUGGAAUGCCAGUCUUAUCUUUUGAUGGAGAUAUUAGGAGGCUCACAUAGACAUGCUGUAAUAGGAUCUUCAAAGAAGAUUAACAAAUUGUGGAAGGAGAAUCCUCGUCUUGUGGAGAAGUAUCUAGACAUUGUUUUAAGUCUUGAACCAAACCAGAAUUUUGCUGGCAUCCUGGGACUCUCUGUGCAUUUUUGUGUGAAGCAGAAUGAGAUGGACAUCCUUACAAAGUACAGGAGUAAUCUUCUAGAUUUCUAUGUGAAGAUGGUUCUAAUGAGUAAAGUGAAACCCCCAAAGUACAUACUGGAGAGUUGUGCCCCACUUCUUCAACAUCUGUCUCAUGAGGAAUUUAAAGACCAAGUUUUACCCAUGUUACAAAAGUCUCUUCUCCGUAGCCCUGAAAAUGUUAUUGAAACUAUUUCCUCUCUGUUUGCAUCUGUGACACUUGACUUGAGCCAGUACGCACUUGAUCUUGGGAAAAGCUUGGCCGGACAGUUGAAGUCUAACAACUCCGAACUAAUGGAUUUAGCAGUAGUUGCAUUACAGAACCUGGCCCACCAGUGCAGUGACCCAACUGCGGUGGAGGCUCUGGGAAAACAUUUGUUUGCCAUUCUGGGAGGUUCAGAAGGAAAACUCACAGCUGUGGCGCAGAAGAUGAGUGUUCUCUCAGGUAUUGGCAGUUUAAGUCACCAUGCAGUGUUCGGAACCUCGAGUCAGGAGAUGAGUAGGACAAUUUCAGAGCUGUUCAUUCCUUUCCUUCUACAAGAGGUUCAUGAAGGAACGCUAAUUCAUGCAGUUUCGGUACUUACUCAGUGGUGUCAAAAGUUCACUACAGAGGUACCCAAGAAGCUGCUGGAAUGGUUUCAGAAAGCUGUUUCUCUGAAAACCAGCACUUCUGGAGUGAGAUAUUCAUAUUUCCAGUGUAUGCUGGUAUCAUUCAAAGGUGAUACAUUGGUGCAAGCUCUGGAACUUUUACCCCUUUUGAUCCAGACUGUGGAUAAGGCGGCAUCACAGACAUCACAGAUGUCUUUACUGGCAGAAGCUUUGGCUGCUUCUGUUCUUGUAUGCAGGAUUUCAGUCACUGAAACACAGAUUGAAAACAAACUGAACAACUUUUGGCAAUUAUUGUCUGAUGAGAAGAAACAGAUUUUUACCUCUGAUAAGUUUCUGUCCUCUGCAAAUGAAGAUUGCCUUAGCACACUUCUUCAGUUAAGUGAGAGACUCUUUCUUGACCACAUCCACAGGCUACCGGACAACCGAGCUCAACCAUAUUAUCAUGCUUUGAUCGUUGUCCUGCUAAGUCGAUCGUGGAAAGUACGUAAGCAGUGUCAGCAGACCAUUAAAAAGCUGCUGGGGUCCCUUGGUGGUACCAAGCUAUUGCAUGGCCUUUUGUUCGAACUCAAAGUUGUCUUAAAUUCAAAUAAGCUGAUGCCAAGUGACUCUUCAGCUGUGGAGUCUGAGGAGGUGACAGAGCCUGGAAAGUACCAUGUGCCGCCAAGAGUUUUACAAGAGGCAAUUCAUGUUCUCACCUGUGUGCCAGGUUUGGAGUCUGACAUUGUGGAAGCAGAAAAUCUGGCUCAAGAGCUUCUAAUAUUAGUAAACCAUCCAUUAAUUGCCUCUGUGUACAGGGAUCUAUGGGUAGAUCUUCUGUACAAGAUGAAGAUUGAUGCUGCCGAGUUUAUAAACAAGCACUUUGAUGAUGAUUUCUUACCUUUAAUCACUUCUAAUAAUAAUAGAAACCAGGCUGUCCUUAAUGCUGCGGGUACAUUGGCUCGCAUUUCUCCAGAUAGAGUUCUUCCUAGACUGAUGGGAAUCAUUACUGAAUCCCUGCAGAAUCCAGCACUGUGUCAGGUUACCAGGGAAGAAUACGCCAUUAUGCAAACCCCUGAGGGUGAACUGUAUGACAAAUCUAUCUUACAAAGUGCUCAACAGGAUAGUUUAAAAAAGGGCAACAUGAAGAGGGAGAAUAAGGCUUACUCAUUCAAGGAGCAAAUAAUUGAAUUGGAACUGAAAGAGGAAAUAAAGAAGAAAAAGGGAAUAAAGGAGGAGCUUCAGCUAACGAUCAAACAAAAAGAAAUGCUGCAGGCACAGACUGAAAAAGAGGGUCAGAUCCGUAAGAAACUAUUGGAGUUGGAUGUUCAUCUGGAAAACACUAUUAGGCUUCUUGACUGUGUCCUGCAGCAGAGGCCUCCGGGUCUUUCUCAGCACAUCCCCGCGGUGACCAGCAGCUUUCUUCCUUUGCUCAAGUCUCCGUUAGCUGCUCCUCGGGUCCACAUCCCUUUUGUACAAUUUGCGGACUGUGUCAUUCCAGCACAUUUGAAAACAUUUGGAAAAUUGGUUGCCCAUAUAAGCCUCCGCUUGUUAAAACCAGAGUGUAACCUAGAUGCUGCAUGGUGUCAGGAAGAGCUGCAAGUAGCUGUAAAGAGAGCAGUAAGCCUUUUACACUCUUAUACAGUCCCCAAACGCAAGGAUGACACAGUGGCAUCUCCUUUACCGGCACCAGCAUUUUCCUUUGUCUUCCCUCUUCUGAAAAUGGUUCUGAUGGAAACAUGCAAUAACAGUGAAGACAUUGAAGAACUUCUAGUGCAAACACUACAGAUUAUCACUGUCCAUUCCCAGCUGAGAUCUUCUGGGAGUCAAACUGGAUUUAUUGAUGAGAAUGGUCCGGAGUUGCUGCCUCGCACAGAUAUGCUGCUAUUGUUAACUAGGGUAAUUGGAACAUCCACCCCAAGAUUGCAAGUCCUGGCCUCUAAUGCUCUCACAUCACUGUGCACAAGUAGUGGAGGAGGAAAAGGAUGUACAUAUGCAGAACAGGAGGAAAUUGAUGUUUUACUUCAAGCAUUACAGUCAUCCUGCUCAAAUGUGCGAGAUGCUGCUCUGCUGGGACUAAUGGAACUUACAAUGGUAUUGCCAACACCAGACACAGAUGAUAAGAAUGGACUGGCCUUGUUGCACAGACUAUGGGUGGUGAAAUUUGAUGUUGAGGCUGAAAUAAAAGCACAAGCUGAGAGAUUUUGGGAAUCACUUGACCUGAAACUGCAACCAGACAUCUGUUCCUUGCUCAUUAAAGAUGUUAUUUAUCAUGAAGAAGCAAUAAGACAUGCCGGAGCUGAGGCACUUUCUCACGCCGUUUCAGAAUAUCGGAAUCAAGCCACUGAGGUCAUGAAGAAAUUAGUUGAGCUGUAUCAUGAAAAACUCUAUAGACCACCGCCUGUUCUUGAUGCUUUGGGACGCGUCAUUUCGGAGUCUCCACCUGACCAGUUUGAAGCAAGGUGUGGGGUAGCCCUGGCACUGAACCAGCUGGCUCAGUAUCUGGACAGUUCUCAAGUUAAACCACUCUUCCAGUUCUUUGUUCCUGAUGCCCUUAAUGAUCGGCAUGCUGAUGUCAGGAAAUGUAUGCUGGACGCUGCUUUGUCUGCACUCAACACACAUGGAAAGGAUAGCGUUGGCUCUUUAUUGCCAGUAUUUGAAGAUUUCUUGAAGAAUGCCCCAAACGAUGCUAAUUAUGAUGCUGUUAGACAAAGUGUUGUCAUUCUUAUGGGCUCAUUGGCAAAACACUUGGACAAAAGUGAUCCUAAAGUUAAACCGAUUGUUGCCAAACUAAUAGCAGCACUCUCUACUCCAUCGCAACAGGUACAAGAAUCUGUGGCUGGCUGCCUGCCUCCUUUGGUGCCUGCUAUUAAGGAUGAUGCUGGUGGUAUGAUCCAGAAAUUAAUGGCUCUUCUUCUAGAGUCCGAUAAAUAUGCAGAGCGUAAAGGUGCUGCCUAUGGACUUGCAGGACUAGUGAAGGGAUUAGGAAUUCUUUCCCUGAAACAGCAAGAAAUGAUGACCACACUAACUGACGCUAUUCAAGAUAAAAAGAAUUUCCGACGUAGGGAGGGAGCUCUGUUUGCCUUUGAGAUGCUCUGUAAUAUGCUUGGGAAGUUAUUCGAACCCUACGUGGUUCACGUGUUACCUCAUCUCUUGUUGUGCUUUGGUGACGGGAACCAGUAUGUACGUGAGGCUGCAGAUGAAUGUGCCAAGGCAGUGAUGAGUAAUCUCAGUGCCCACGGUGUAAAGCUUGUAUUGCCGUCACUUCUAGUGGCUCUUGAGGAAGAAUCAUGGAGAACCAAAGCUGGAUCUGUGGAAUUGUUGGGAGCUAUGGCUUAUUGUGCUCCAAAACAGCUGUCAUCUUGUCUUCCAAAUAUUGUGCCCAAACUCACUGAAGUGCUAACAGACUCCCAUGUAAAGGUGCAGAAAGCUGGUCAACAAGCAUUGCGUCAGAUUGGCUCGGUAAUUCGCAAUCCAGAGAUCCUGGCGAUUUGUCCGGUACUGCUAGAUGCACUUACAGAUCCCUCGAGAAUGACCCAGAUGUGCCUACAAACACUACUGGACACAAAGUUUGUGCAUUUUAUUGAUGCUCCAUCUUUAGCCUUGAUUAUGCCCAUUGUACAGAGGGCAUUCCAAGACCGAUCUACAGACACUAGAAAAAUGGCAGCACAGAUUAUUGGAAAUAUGUACUCCCUGACGGACCAGAAGGACCUGGCACCUUACCUUCCAAGUGUCAUUCCUGGACUUAAGGCAUCUCUGAUAGACCCUGUUCCUGAAGUUCGCACGGUCUCUGCUAAGGCAUUGGGUGCAAUGGUAAAGGGAACAGGAGAGUCCUGCUUCCAGGAUUUACUGCCGUGGUUGAUGGACACGUUAGCAUCUGAUUACAGCUCAGUGGAUCGUUCUGGUGCUGCUCAAGGUCUCUCAGAAGUCAUGGCUGGUCUAGGUGUGGAGAAACUGGAAAAGCUGAUGCCAGACAUUGUAGCAACAGCCAGCAAAGUGGACAUUGCUCCCCAUGUCCGUGAUGGUUACAUUAUGAUGUUCAUCUAUCUGCCAAUCACUUUCGGUGACAAAUUAACACCUUAUGUUGGGCCAAUCAUACCCUGUAUUCUGAAGGCCCUGGCAGAUGAAAAUGAAUUUGUACGUGACACAGCCCUACGUGCAGGCCAGAGAAUAAUCACCAUGUAUGCUGAGACUGCAAUUGCACUCCUGCUGCCACAGCUGGAACAGGGCUUAUUUGAUGAUCUUUGGAGAAUAAGGUUUAGCUCUGUUCAACUUCUUGGAGACCUGUUGUUUCAUAUAUCUGGGGUGACAGGAAAGAUGACGACAGAGACUGCCUCUGAAGAUGAUAAUUUCGGUACUGCACAGUCCACAAAGGCCAUCAUUUCUGCCCUCGGAGCAGAAAGGAGAAACCGUGUCCUAGCUGGAUUGUACAUGGGCCGGUCAGAUACACAGCUAGUUGUGCGCCAGGCUUCUCUUCACGUGUGGAAGAUUGUUGUUUCAAACACACCACGCACGCUUAGAGAAAUUUUGCCAACACUCUUUACGCUACUGCUGGGUUUUCUAGCCAGCACUUGUGCAGACAAGAGAACGAUUGCUGCCAGAACACUUGGAGAUCUAGUCCGUAAACUUGGGGAGAAAAUCCUUCCAGAAAUCAUUCCAAUUUUGGAGGCUAGUCUCAGGUCUGAUAAAAGUGAUGAAAGACAGGGUGUGUGUAUCGGCUUAAGCGAGAUCAUGAAAUCCACCAGUAGAGACGCUGUGAUGUUUUUCUCGGAGUCCCUCGUUCCAACUGUAAGGAAAGCUUUGUGUGAUCCGCUUGAGGAAGUCAGAGAGGCGGCAGCCAAAACCUUUGAGCAGUUGCACUCUACUAUUGGCCAUCAAGCUUUGGAGGAUAUCCUGCCAUAUUUACUGGAGCAGCUGGAUGAUGAAGAGAUGUCAGAGUUUGCCUUGGAUGGACUGAAACAAGUUAUGGCAGUGAAGAGUCGUGUUGUGCUUCCUUAUCUUGUUCCUAAGUUAACACAUCCACCUGUGAACACUCGUGUCCUGGCAUUCCUUUCAUCAGUGGCAGGUGAUGCCUUGACAAGACACCUGAAUGUCAUUCUUCCUGCUGUUAUGUCUGCAUUAAAAGCACAUCUGGGAACAGAGAAUGAGCAAGCGGAACUAGCAAACUGCCAAGCUGUCAUCUUGUCGGUGGAAGACGAUGCUGGUCAGAGAAUUGUAAUUGAAGAUUUACUAGAAGCCACCCGCAGCUCUGAUGUAGGAAUGCGACAAGCUGCUGUUAUAAUACUGAAUAUAUACUGUGCAAAGACAAAAGCGGACUACUCUGCACAUCUCCGGAGCUUGAUGUCUGGACUUCUGCGCUUGUUCAAUGACACCAGCAGUGUUGUUUUGAACGAAAGCUGGGAUGCUUUAAAUGCUAUUACUAAAAAAUUGGAUGCUGGAAGCCAGUUGACACUGAUUGAUGACCUGCAUAGAGAUAUUCGCAUGGUGGGGAAUGAUGCCAAAGGAGAACAUGUACCUGGUUUUUGUAUUCCAAAGAAGGGGGUAACAUCAAUUCUACCAGUGCUAAGAGAAGGUGUUCUCACUGGCAACCCAGAACAGAAAGAAGAGGCCACCAAGGCAUUGGGCUUAGUGAUUAAGCUGACCUCUGCGCAAGCGUUACAGCCUUCUGUGAUUGGCAUCACUGGACCUUUAAUCCGUAUUUUGGGAGACAGGUUCACCUGGAGCGUCAAGGUGGCUCUUCUGGAAACGCUGAGUCGUCUUCUAGCCAAGGUGGGCAUUGCAUUAAAACCUUUCCUUCCACAACUUCAAACUACAUUUACUAAAGCUCUGCAAGAUUCAAACCGCGCUGUACGUCUGAAGGCAGCCGAUGCUCUGGGGAAACUCAUUGUUAUCCAUACAAAAGUAGAUCCUCUCUUCACAGAACUGUUGAACAUCAUUCAUAUGUGCGAAGACUCUGGAGUAAGGGAAACCAUGCUUCAGGCUGUACGAUUCAUUAUACGAGGUGGUGGAGGUAAAAUGGAUGCAGCAAUACGGAAAAACUAUGUCACCAUGUUGAUUGGGAUGUUGGGACAUGAUGAGGAUGCUACCCGCAUGGCGUCUGCUGGCUGCCUUGGAGAACUCUGUGCUUACCUUCCAGAGGAAGAACUUUCUGUAGUUCUACAGCAGCACCUCCUGGCUGAUACCUCUGGAAUUGACUGGAUGGUUAGACAUGGACGAAGCAUGGCUCUCUCUGUUGCUAUAAAUGUGGCAUCCAGCAAGUUAUACACACCAAAGUUCUCCAGUAACAUAGAAUCUAUGAUUCUCAGCAACGCUACAGCGGAUAGGAUUCCCAUUGCAGUGAGUGGAAUCAGAGGAAUUGGUUUCCUUAUUAAACAUUAUAUUGAUACUAAAAGUGGGAACCUUCCACCUAAAUUGGUUUCCCUGUUUGUGAAGUGUCUUCAGAACCCAUCAAGUGACAUUAAGCUUAUAGCCGAAAAAAUGAUCUGGUGGGCAAGCAAAGAUCAUUUGCCCCCGCUAGACACUCAGACUAUCAAACCAAUUCUCAAAGUGCUUUUAGACAAUACAAAGGACAAAAACACAAGUGUUCGAGCAUACAGUGACCAGGCAAUAGUGAACCUUUUAAAAAUGAGAUUAGGGAAUGAUCUCUUCCAAGACAUGACCAAGAUACUGGACACGGCUAGCUUAGACAUGCUGAAUGAAUGUAAUCGCCGCUCUCUGAAAAAGCUGGCUGCUCAGCCAGACUCCACUGAACAGAUUGAUGAAACUAUCCUGACGUGAUUGGGAAUCAUUUUGGCUGCAUCAACAUUUCACCUCUGAAUAUCUAUUAAAUGUUUUUGUUUCUAAAAGUGCACUUUUUGUGUAGUGCACAGAAACUAUUGGCUUUCCAGAAGUUAUAAUUAAAAGAAAUAUAAAUUUCUGUACCCUGUACAA